AUCAUGGCGCCGGCAAAAGACAGACUUGUUGGACGGGUGGAUAUACCUCUGUAUUCGAUAAAUGCCGUGUCGGAGAGACAUGUUGUCGUCGCAGGAGGUGGCGGGAAAGCGAAGACUGGUGUCGCGAACAAAAUCGAGGUACUCGAAGUUGUCCCGGAAGAGAAAGGCACAUUUACAGCAGAAGUUGUGGCCAGCUAUGACACAUCAGAUGCCGUCAUGAACGCUACAGUUUGUCAGAUAAAAGACUCGAGGCAUCUUUUCAUAGCUGCCGGAAUCGAGGACAUGUGCGAAAUGUACCGGAUGAAGUACACCAUACAAACCCCGAAGUUCAGCAACGGGGCGGUCAAAAACCAUGAGGCACCGCUCGAGAACGUUGCCAACUUGCGAAAACGCAAGGCUGCAGCCGGAGACGCUGAGCCUGCCCGGGCUCAGCCGAACGAUCGGGACGCCAACCUGAACUCGCUGAGAUUGGGGUUCGACAUAACGCCAGAGAUCUCUUUCAAGAGCGAUUUCAGUGAGAAGAACCCCUUCCAAAAAGUUGUCCGAUUCGCACCUCUGAAAGGAGUCAUCCUCACCGGCGGCGGUGAUGGUUACUUGCGAGCCUGGAAGAGUCCCACUUUCAACAAAGUGUUCGAGGUAAAAGCUCAUGAGGGACCGAUCGAUGACAUCGCCGUAUCGACUCAGGAUGAAUCUAUUGUCACCAUCGCAAAAGACGGGAAGGCUUCGGUAUGGGACUUCAAUGGAAAAAGAGUUCUAGAUCUGCACGUGGAUCUACCAGUUCAGGAUAAAUACGUCUACAGGAACUGCAGGUUCGGAAUCGUCGAAGGCAAUAAAUCGGUAUGUCGUAUGUUCACCUUAUUGAAUCCAGCCGCGUAUAGGCGCCCACCUCGACCGACAUACAUCGUGAAAUGGAAUCCACACAAGGGUUUCAUGCCCGAAAAGAUCAAGGAAGCAGGGGUCGAUUGCUUCUCCACCAUGGCCGUGAGCGACGACGGCGUUUUCAUCGGAGUGGGGCGAUUGUCCGGCGCGGUCGAAAUUUACAUAUCCUUCUCACUGGAGCGGAUCUAUGUCUGUGAGAAAUCUCAUAGUACAUUCGUGACGGGUUUGACCUUCCUGCGCUCAUCCCGAGAGACGAGAAAUUUGACUCAAAGUGAUGCAACCCUGAUCUCCAUCUCUGUCGAUAAUAAGUUGAAAGCACACUGUAUACCUCCCCAAUCAUCCAUGAGUGUUCUCGGUAUCGUAUGCUUCUUCAUCUGUUUUAUGAUUCUAGUCUAUAUCGUACUAAAUGUCCUAGGAUUAUAGUGAAAUCGGAGCUGAUCGAUCAUACAAAUAAAAUGAUCUUCACUUUAUACAUAAAACA
Galendromus occidentalis (western predatory mite) is the source of this 1360-nucleotide messenger RNA. RefSeq names its product prolactin regulatory element-binding protein. NCBI's taxonomy places the organism in Eukaryota, Metazoa, Arthropoda, Arachnida, Mesostigmata, Phytoseiidae. Gene Ontology annotation, cellular component: endoplasmic reticulum membrane. Gene Ontology annotation, biological process: endoplasmic reticulum to Golgi vesicle-mediated transport. The transcript is spliced from 7 exons. Gene Ontology annotation, molecular function: guanyl-nucleotide exchange factor activity; protein binding. The record is from RefSeq and is a predicted model, not a curated record. The coding region runs from base 4 to 1302 and encodes 432 amino acids.